Prorocentrum cordatum is the source of this 2034-nucleotide messenger RNA. Lineage: Eukaryota; Dinophyceae; Prorocentrales; Prorocentraceae. The record is from the annotation of a GenBank genome assembly.
AUGGCGAGCGCCCCUGCUGACCAGGUGCAGUCGCUGGGGCAGGUUGCGCACGGCGCCGAGGGAGACGGCAAGCUCACCUUUGAGGAGGCGUCGUUGAUGGUCAGCGGCGGCAGGUUAGACUACCACCCCUCGAAGUGCGUCAAAAAAGACAGGUUGGCUUUCGCUGGUGACCUUUCUAUCUUCGACCUUCCACUGCUACCGAUCGCGAAUUCGAGUGCCGCGAAGUUGGUAGCUUUCGCCGACGUGGCAUCCAACUACGAGGGCCCGGUUGACUUCGACAAGGUGCACGAGUUGUGCGCACGGGGUAAGUUCAAGGAUUUGCAGGAGCUGCUGCCGCUCAAGCAGGAGCCCGUCGUCCUGUACACGAUGCCGAUCUUCGUCGUUCGCCAGAAGCCAGAAGACAGCGAGUGUUCGGCAUACCGCAUCCUCAAGGUCGUUUCUUUCGAGAAAAACAGAGUCGAUUCUGCGACCGUCCUCGAAUGUGCUCGCGGAGAGGCCCACAACAUCGACUACGGCAAAAACUUUCGGACGGGGUCGAUUGCGUUCCAGUUCAUGCUGGAGAAGCUCGAGGGCUAUCAAAUACGGUACUUCACGAUCAAGCCGCAGCACGAGCGGAAGCAGCCGCUAGAGGAGGGCGAGCGCGCGCAAGGUCACACGUUCAUCCGUGAACACGGCCCCCGCGGCAAUAACAGGAACCAGUUCAUGGAAUGGGCUGACGCAGCGGUCAACAGGGAGGGUUCGAAGAUAUCCGGAUGGCCUGCGUCCAAGGUGGAGACUGCGCUGCGCAACUGCCAGAAAGGCAGGACGAAUGCCAAACCGAUCUCGCGCUGGAGUUUGACACUGAAAGACUUCUCUGGCUGGUUCCUCAAUGGCGUCCUCCGCCUGAUGAUUGGCGCGCUCCACGUGCGCGGGAUGGUGUGGGUCGGAAAGUCCAGAGUUGGCAAGAGCAACGGUUCGAAGACGCUUGCUUGGGUUCAUUCGGCGCGCAGCAUACAGAAGAAGGGCACCGCCGAUGAGAUCGCUUUCCUGACGGCGAAGUACAUGGACUUCUUCAAGGGCGAGCCGACGACGGAAAUCCUCCCUGGCAUUUUCGACGACGGCCUGCUUCAGAAUGUAUCCGCUGAUGUGCUCACGGCUAUCUUGAAACCCCAGGAAGAGGACGCCCUGCUGUGGGCUCGGUGGGGCGGCUGCGCUUUCGAGCAAGGGUCGCGCAGACAGGCCGUCGCGAACCCCUACGACCGCGACGCGGAGAAGGCGGCGCUGGAUGCCGCGACGCUAACCAGGCACGGCCUCGACCUGCUCAAGCGCAUCAUCGCGCCGUCUCUGGGGGGUGUCAGGACAGAGGAGGACUUCAACGCCAUCCUCGCCAGGGCGCACGUCAUCGUGGUGACGGACCUCGGCGUGCAUUGGCGCGCGGCAUCCGCCAACCUGCAGGAUGGUGCAGAGUUCAUGCCGUGGCCCAACCCCAGGAGCCCCGACCUCUUCGUCAGCGAAGUGCGGGACACGACGUCGCCAGCCAUCCGCCCGCUCCCCUCAGACUACGCCGAAAAGAAGGCUUGGUCGAUUGUGUACAUGAGCGAUGUGGUCGCGGGCCUUGACGUGCCCACUAUUGCGACUGUCCAUGUUGCUCCUAUCUUCGGCGAUGGCCCUGCGCGCGUUGUCUCCGCUGUCGGCAACGUUUCAGGGUUCGAUCCAGGCGCGGCCAGCGCUCCGCCAGAAGGCCGCGGCCGCCUCGGCGUUUUCCCAGCCGCCAGCCGAGUUGUCCCAGGAGGAGGACGUGUUCGCCUGCGGCGGCGGAAUGGACGAACCGCCAGAAGACAGCUCGCGCGCCGCCAGCUCCGCGCAGCCCAACAUCGUUGGGCGUUGCGGCGAGCUCACCAAGGAGGACCAGGACGAGCAGCUCGCGAUUUUCAAGAGCCUCGCCAAGGCGCACCGCGGUGCGUUCGAGGACUUGUCCUCGCCUCCGCCAGUGAAGAGGGCGAGGGGGCUCAUGAUGGGCUGCGGUGUUCCGUUGUCGCCCGUGGAUGCCGAUGA